CGUCCGGCGCGCGGCCGCUCGCGCGUUUCUCGCGGGCUGCUGGGUUCCCCGCGCACCUCGAGCGCUGAGGAGGGAACGUGGCGGCCGCCGGAGGGUGCCCGCCGCCGCGUCCGGGCUAGUCCUGGCGUCCUCCCUUUCCCCAGGCCUUGGAGCUGAGGCUCAGAACCAGAGCGGGAGCGCCACGCGGGCCGUGGGCAUGGCAGCCCCAGAGGCUGCGCCCUCUCAGGCUGAGAGCGCGGACCCCGCGCCCUGGGCGCAGCUGGAGGCCCCCGCGCGCCUCCUGCUGCAGGCGCUGCAGGCGGGGCCGGACGGGGCGCGGCGCGGCCUCGGGGUGCUGCGGACGCUGGGCAGCCGCGGCGGGGAGCCCUUCUGCUGGGACCGCGUCCUCGAGGCUCUGUGCCGGGAGGAGCCCGUCGUGGAGGGCCCGGACUGUCGGCUGCAGCUGAAACCAUUGCUGCUGCGAUUGCCCCGGUUAUGCCAGAGGAACCUGAUGUCCCUGUUGAUGGCUGUUAGGCCAUCACUGCCUGAAAGCAGGCUCCUCCCUGUGCUGCAGAUUGCACAGCAGGACUCAAGCCCUGAAGCUGAUACCUGGCUCCAAGCCCUGGGGGAGUUACUGCGAAGGGAUGUGAGCACUGGGGUCUCCAUGGAGGGAGCGUCCCCACUGUCUGAAAGGUGCCAGAGACAGCUCCGAGACCUGUGUAGGCAGCUGGGCCCGGGGGGCAGGAGGCUGAAGUUGCCCCAGUCUCCAGACCCCAAAGAGGAACAAGAGGAGAACAAGGACCCCCAGCGGCCUGGGAAACGGAGAAAGGAGCCAGAGGAAGAGCCUGCCGGUCCUGAAGGGGAGAGGGCCCCCAAAAGGGUCCGGUGUUUGAGGAGAGAAGAAGAGGAAGGUCAUGAGGAGAGCGCUGGACAUGAACCUUUGGAAUCCCUGGCAGAUGGAAGAGGCGCAUCGCCCAUUAAGAACCAGCCUGUCUUGAGGGCUGAGCCCAGGAAGGCCAGUGAGAGCCUAGACGACGCCAAGGGCUCAGCUGAGAGUUUGGAGUUGCCCAAAGGUCUCCAGGACCAGGUUCCCAGGCUGCAGCAGCUGCUCAAGACCUGCGGGGAGAGGUUGGAGGGGUUGGAGGACACCGCCCCAGCUGAGCUGCAGCUUCUCCACGAAUGCAGCCCCAGCCAGGUGAACCUGCUGUGUGCCCAGCUGCAGCUGCCCCAGCUCUCGGACGCAGGUCUCCUGCAGGUCUGCACCUGGCUGCUGUCCCUUUCACCAGAUCUUAGCCUCAGCAAUGCUACUGUGCUGGCCACAAGCCUCUUUCUUGGACGAAUUCUCUCCCUGACUUCCUCCGCCUCCCGUCUGCUCAGGAUUGCCCUGACUUCCUUCUGUGCCAAGUAUACCUACCCCGUCUGCAGAGCCCUCCUUGGCCCCGUGCUCCGGGCCCCAGAAAUCGGUCCAGCUCAAACAGAGUUACUGUGUUGCCUUAUGAAGGAUGAGGCCCUGGAGCCAGACAUGCGGGUUGUAAUGCUGGGACAGAUCUUGGAGCUGCCCUGGAAGGAGGAGGUGUUCUUGGUGUUGCAGUCGCUCCUGGAGCGGCAGGUGGAGAUGACCCCCGAGAAGUUCGGUGUGUUGAUGGACAAGCUCUGUAAAGAGGGGCUGGCAGCCACCACGUCCAUGGCUUAUGCCAAGCUCAUGCUGACAGUGAUGACCAAGUAUCAGGCCAACAUCACUGAGACCCAGAGGCUGAGCAUGGCCACCCCCCUGGCACUCAACACCACUUUCCUGAGGAAGUCUCUGCAGGCCACCCUGAGACAUCUGGCCCCCUGACCUUCCACCAAGGGACCCACCCUCCUCGCACUCCCUCGCCAGCUUCCUGAACAACACUUCUGCCCUCAGCACCUCACCCUGACCCCUUGCCUGGGGGCAGAGGUUAGCCUGGCCAUCCCGGGGAUCAACUGCCUCCCUGUUCAGGCGGCAGAGAAGCCAUCUUGGCCUCCCAGCCGGCAGGGAGUCCUGGGCUAAGGGGCCUGCAGCAGCUGGAUUUCCAAGGGCUGCUGACACUGGCUCCCUCCUUGUCACUUCUACCUCAGCUGUGGGCACAGAAGCUUUCCCAUAGGCCUCUGCAGGGUCACAGCCGACCCAGAGUAGACAAAUGACACUGCAGGAGCCCUGGGGGCCCUGUGUGCUCAGCACAAAUCUCUUGUGCUUGAAUGUAUGUUACAAUCUGUGUUCUUGUUUCUGACUUGAAUAAUAAUUUAUCGAUUGUAUCUAAUAAAAAGCA
Messenger RNA from Rhinolophus ferrumequinum (greater horseshoe bat), 2270 nucleotides. It is a transcript of the gene FANCE, whose product is annotated as FA complementation group E. The coding region runs from base 197 to 1816 and encodes 539 amino acids. The transcript has 10 exons. Gene Ontology annotation, cellular component: Fanconi anaemia nuclear complex. The record is from RefSeq and is a predicted model, not a curated record. Gene Ontology annotation, biological process: interstrand cross-link repair. Lineage: Eukaryota; Metazoa; Chordata; Mammalia; Chiroptera; Rhinolophidae.